AUGUAUAACCAAUUUCAUAAAGAUUUGAUUGAUCAAUACAAAAUAACUUGCAAUAAAUUGAAGAAAAUUCAAAAUGUGUUAUUCAAGCAGUUUGGUCCGGAUGUUACCGUGGUGGCAAACGAAUUUAGCACAUUGGCCACCAAUUUUAACAACUCACUUCUUCCGGAUUAUGCUGCUUUGUGUUUUAUGGCACAAGCACAAUGCGAAAAACUAAUCGGCAAUGAUGCUGCUGAAGUGGAUGUUUUACUCAAGGCGGCACGCGCUUUCCGGAAGGCACACGAAAAGCGACUGCAUGUUGGAUCGAAUGGCAACAAUAGUGAUUGUUUAGAGGGAGCGUUUCGUUGCUACACUCAUGUCCUUUCACGUUUGCCGGAGGAAUCCGUAACCAAGGCGGCUAUAAUUCGUGAAUUGAGGGAAAUAAAUCCAAAUGCUGAAAUUACAAGCAAUUUUUGCUCACCAAGUCAUAGAAUAUGGGAUCUUGAGCAGUCCGCAGAGCAUAGUAUAAAAACAGCAGACUUUGUGGCAGCUUUUGAAAAAUUAUCUGAAAUUUACGACGAUAUAACAGAACGGAAAUGUGCAGAACUUUACCCGGAUGUAAUGAAAAGGGUGGAAAUAAGCAGAUUAUUGCUCCUCUGUUUGCUUCAGCUGCCUCCAUCGGUUCGAUAUGACCACAAGUUUAUCGAACGAUACUCUACUAUUGGGGAUUGCGAUACGACUAGCGCUCAAAUUGGCAAUGGAUUUAUUUCCGAAGAGCUGUUUUUCUUGUUGCAAUCAUUGGUAGUUUCCUGCCAGGCCAAGGAUGUAAUUUCUCUGGUUGCAGUACGAGAUGAGUUAAGUCAUUGUAAAGAAUUAACUAAUUCGCAACAAUUGCUUCUUAAGCAACUCAUCUCAAAGUAUUCUAAAUGAUAUUAGGUGUUUAUCGCAUGCACUAAAAGUUAUGGAUGUAUAAAAAUAUUAUAGUUAAUUGUAUUAAAAAUGAAUGUGCAACGUACUCGAAUUAAUCAUAUGUGAGAAUUCUGCACGAAAAUAAAACCUGUGUUAAGCAAAGUCAUUUGGCA
Messenger RNA from Sabethes cyaneus, 1058 nucleotides. RefSeq lists its product as uncharacterized. Gene Ontology annotation, biological process: vesicle cytoskeletal trafficking. NCBI's taxonomy places the organism in Eukaryota, Metazoa, Arthropoda, Insecta, Diptera, Culicidae. Gene Ontology annotation, cellular component: early endosome. The coding region runs from base 1 to 906 and encodes 301 amino acids. The transcript is spliced from 2 exons. The record is from RefSeq and is a predicted model, not a curated record.